This is a messenger RNA of Megalopta genalis, 1686 nucleotides long. RefSeq names its product COP9 signalosome complex subunit 2 alien (gene alien). Lineage: Eukaryota; Metazoa; Arthropoda; Insecta; Hymenoptera; Halictidae. The record is from RefSeq and is a predicted model, not a curated record.
GCCAUUCCGGUGAAAAUAAUUUCGAAAAACAGAAUCAUAUUGACGAGAUAUCGUCGCAGCGAUGUAAGCUGCAUACAGCACCGCACAUGCAUCACGGGCAUCCAUAGGGUUAGUGCACGCAUGUGAAUUUCAAAAUACAAAACUGGUCCGAGCUUGCGAUUGUCAACAGGGUAGCGUGAAUUUUUUAUUUACAAUAUUCUGAACCUUUAAAUAUUCUGGAAAAUGUCAGACGGGGAGGAUGAUUUUAUGUGUGAAGAAGAAGAAGAUUAUGGUCUUGAAUAUUCUGAAGAUUCAAAUUCAGAACCAGAUGUCGACUUAGAAAAUCAAUAUUAUAAUAGCAAAGCGUUGAAGGAAGAUGAUCCGAAGGGAGCAUUGCAAAGUUUUCAAAAGGUUUUGGACCUCGAAGGUGGUGAGAAGGGAGAAUGGGGUUUCAAGGCUUUAAAACAGAUGAUAAAAAUAAAUUUUAAAUUGGCUAAUUACAAGGAAAUGAUGGCUAGGUACAAACAGUUAUUAACAUACAUUAAAAGUGCAGUUACAAGAAACCAUUCAGAAAAGUCUAUAAACUCCAUAUUGGAUUAUAUUAGCACCUCGAAGAAUAUGGAACUAUUACAAGAUUUCUAUGAAACUACCUUAGAUGCAUUGAAAGAUGCCAAAAAUGAUAGGUUAUGGUUUAAAACUAAUACAAAGCUGGGAAAACUGUAUUUUGAUCGAUCAGAUUUUAAUAAGUUAGCUAAAAUAUUGAAACAGCUUCACCAGAGUUGUCAGACCGACGAUGGAGAGGAUGAUCUGAAGAAGGGAACACAGUUGUUAGAGAUCUAUGCUCUAGAGAUACAAAUGUAUACAGCACAAAAGAACAAUAAGAAGCUAAAGACAUUGUACGAACAGAGCUUGCACAUUAAGAGCGCGAUACCGCAUCCACUAAUAAUGGGAGUGAUUAGAGAAUGCGGUGGGAAGAUGCAUUUGAGGGAAGGUGAAUUUGAAAGAGCACACACGGAUUUCUUCGAAGCCUUUAAGAAUUACGACGAGUCCGGUUCACCGAGACGUACAACUUGUCUAAAGUAUCUAGUUUUAGCGAAUAUGCUGAUGAAGUCUGGGAUCAAUCCGUUCGACUCCCAAGAGGCGAAGCCAUACAAAAACGAUCCAGAGAUCUUGGCGAUGACGAACUUAGUGGUCAGUUAUCAGAAUAACGAUAUCAACCAGUUCGAACUAAUUCUAAAGCAGAAUAGAAAUAACAUAAUGGACGAUCCUUUUAUAAGAGAGCACAUCGAGGACCUGCUACGCAAUAUACGCACUCAGGUUCUGAUUAAACUAAUUAAACCUUACACCACAAUUUAUAUUCCUUUUAUAAGCAAAGAAUUGAACAUAGAUGUGUCAGAGGUUGAGAGCCUUUUAGUCUGUUGUAUUCUGGACAAUACGAUUCGCGGUCGCAUCGAUCAGGUGAACCAGGUCCUCGAACUGGAUAAGAAAUCGGUUUGCGCUGCGCGUUACAAUGCGCUUGAUAAAUGGACGAGUCAGUUGCAUUCGUUGCACUUAGCAAUUGUGAACAAAAUGGCAUAAUGAAGCGUUGGCGCGCGUGGUCCUUGACAAAAAAAGCAAAACUCGAGAUCUAGACAUUACACUGUAUAGAAUAUCAUGAAUGCCUGUCUCCAACCAUAUGAAGAAAUAAAAUUUAUUGUGAUAUAUUAA